AAGGGAAAGAACACUCAAGAAACAAAGUAGUUGAAACUUGACGGGCGUCCGCGUCUCUUCUCUCUAUCUCUCUCUGUCUCCUACCUCACAAGAUAAGUCCAAAAGAUGACUAAAUUUGGCAAAGAGCUACUGCGUCAAAGCCCAUUUCCUGAUUUUAUGGUGGGGUUUAGGAAGAUUGAGGAAAACCAAUGCAUAUGGCUUCUUGUUCCUCAGGAACCAGGGAAAUUUUUUCUGCCCGGAGUUGAAAUUUUCCGGUUUCUCUGCAAUUCCAAGCCACAUUCCCAGAUGCGAUUAAUUUUUUCGAUCUUGUUGUCUGGGUUUGUCUUGUUAUUAUCCUAAUUUUUUCCAUCCUCUCAGCAUGGGUCUAAAUUUGUAAUGGUGAUGGUUGUUCCCCUGUUGUGGUGGUGGUGGUGCUAAUACUAAUUUCUUAUUUUACCGGAAAAAGAAGAUUUUUUUUUUUUUUUUUGAUUAAUCAAGGUUCCGGGUAGUGGAAGAUGAAUUGCUUUCCUUGCUGUAAGCCGGGUGAUAAGGGGCCUUCAUUGAAGAAGAGCAAGAAGGAAUUGAAAGACGGGGGUACAUUAGCCUCAUUCAUCAAAAGAAUCUCUUUCAAGUCUGAAAGUUCCAGGUUGAAGAUAGCUGACGAGAUACUGAAACUUGGAAAUGGAAACAUUGCCGCCAAAACCUUCACAUUUCGUGAGUUAUCAGUUGUAACUAAAAAUUUCAAAUCUGAAUGUCUGCUGGGAGAAGGCGGCUUUGGGAGAGUGUACAAGGGACUGAUCGAGAGCACAAACCAAGUUGUAGCUGUUAAGCAACUUGACCGGAAUGGAUUGCAAGGAACCAGAGAGUUCCUUGUGGAGGUUUUGAUGCUGAGUCUUCUUCACCACCCAAACCUUGUGAACCUGAUUGGUUAUUGUGCAGAAGGCGAACAAAGGAUUUUAGUGUAUGAAUACAUGCCAUGUGGGUCUUUAGAAGAUCACCUUCUGGAUUUGACUCCAGAAAAGAAGCCUUUGGAUUGGAAUACCAGGAUGAAAAUUGCUGUAGGUGCAGCCAAAGGUCUUGAAUAUUUGCAUGACACAGCUGACCCCCCAGUGAUUUAUCGUGAUUUUAAAGCAUCUAACAUACUAUUAAGUGAUGAUUUCAAUCCAAAACUCUCUGAUUUUGGUCUUGCCAAGCUGGGUCCAACUGGUGAUAAAACCCAUGUGUCUACAAGAGUGAUGGGGACCUAUGGCUAUUGUGCACCUGAGUAUGCAAUGACAGGUCAGUUGACAACAAAGUCCGAUGUGUACAGUUUUGGAGUCGUGUUUCUGGAGAUAAUCACAGGAAGGAGAGUUAUUGACAAUGCAAGACCUACAUCCGAACAGAAUCUUGUUACUUGGGCACAACCACUUUUUAGGGAUAGGAGGAAAUUUACAUUAAUGGCGGACCCACUUCUUGAAGGAAAAUACCCCAUAAAGGGCUUAUACCAAGCUCUCGCGGUUGCAGCCAUGUGUCUCCAGGAGGAAGCUAGCACCCGGCCAUUGAUCAGUGAUGUUGUAACUGCUCUCGAGUAUCUAGCUGUACCAAAUAGUGAAGAUGAAAAUACUAAAGACACAACGAAUUCAUCUCCUAUUGAUAGAGAUAGUUUUUCAGAUGCUAGAACACAAGGUGAUGUGGAUAGAGAAGAAGGAAGUGUUGCCCAUGGACUGUAGCUUUGUUGCAGAAUAAUGAAGGCAAUUGCAGUUAGGCAGCAGGAUAAAUCAAAACUCAUGUACCUUUGGAGAGGAUGGCGCUCCUCUCUCUCUCUCAAUCCAUAUGUGAGUAAUGAUCAUAGUGAAGAGACAUGGUUUCAGAGCUCAAAUUUAGAAAAUUAACAGAUUAAACAGUUGGUGCAAGUAUGGUUAUGGGCAGUUUGAUAGCGUGACUGUUGGUUUAUGAGCUGCUGAAUUCUAUAGUGUACUCAUCUACAAAUGGCCAAAUUGGAGGACAAAUGAUGGAACUGUGUUUGCUAGGCCUCCUUACCGAUUUCUUCAAGUCAAGUGGAAAGAUGGGAUGUGCGACAAGUGCCUAUGAUUUGCUUCUAUUUGAAAAUCCAGUUUGUUUCGAGCCUUAACUCUCCAUCUUGUUAUGGUAAGAAUUAUGUAUAAAACCAAUCAACCAGACUCAAAGCUGCAAUUUAAUGAUGAUCACAAGUGUCCAUUUUAUAGACUUUCUUUGAGUUUUGUUGCCUCGGAAGUUCAAUGUGCAUUUAACUUUGUUUCAAUGAUCAUUGGACACAAAUUCUAAGAUUCAUAAUAUAGAUAUGGUUCGUGUGGUUAAAA
Macadamia integrifolia is the source of this 2297-nucleotide messenger RNA. RefSeq names its product probable serine/threonine-protein kinase PBL23. Gene Ontology annotation, biological process: protein phosphorylation. The record is from RefSeq and is a predicted model, not a curated record. Gene Ontology annotation, molecular function: ATP binding; protein kinase activity. The transcript has 5 exons. Bases 495 to 1688 code for a protein of 397 amino acids. NCBI's taxonomy places the organism in Eukaryota, Viridiplantae, Streptophyta, Magnoliopsida, Proteales, Proteaceae.